This is a messenger RNA of Linum tenue, 3200 nucleotides long. NCBI's taxonomy places the organism in Eukaryota, Viridiplantae, Streptophyta, Magnoliopsida, Malpighiales, Linaceae. The record is from the annotation of a GenBank genome assembly.
GGAGUCGCAUGCGGCCGGUCCAGUUGUUGCUUCUUGCUGAUCAUUUACUGAUGUUGGGUCAUUCUCUUGGUUUUACCGUCGCCGGCAAUGAACAUCCAGGGUUGGAGUCACUGACUAAGGAACUCACGGCAUCGGCAAAGGAGCCGGAGUUCUUUGAGUGGACGAGAGGGAUCAGACGGAGGAUUCAUGAGUUUUUCCACAGCUAGGUUUUGAAGAGCACAGAACUAGUGAGAUCAUUCGAGCAGAGCUUGAUUUACUUGGGAUUGAUUAUAAAUGGCGAGUUGCUCACUGUGGUGUGGUCGCUUCCAAUGGAAACGGUGACAAGCCAGUUUUUGCUCUCAGCGCCAACAUGGAUGCCCUCCCUCUUCAGGAAAAGGUAGAGUGGGAGCACAAGAGCAACAUUGACGGGAAGAUGCAUGCUUGCGGCCACGAUUCUCAUGUUGCAAUGCUCCUUGGUGCCACCGAGUUACUCCAUGCCAAAAUUGACACACUUGAGAUAAUCGAAAUGCAGGCAGCAGUGCAUAGGUGCAAUGUCACAAUGGACUUCAUGGAGCACAGACAUCUCCCACAUCCCCCCAUGAUUAACGAAGAAGCAGUUUAUAAGCAUGUCAGGAUGGUUGGAGAACUCUUACUUGGGGAAUCCAAUGUGCACACUUUUCUAGUCACCAUGGGUGCAGAGGAUUUCAGUUCCAUCUCGGGGAAGAUGCCUGCUACAAUUUUUGUCACUGGAAUAAAGAACGAGACUCUGAAAUCAGAUCAGCCACUUCACUCGCCUUAAACUCUCGAUUGAUGAGGAAUCACUCCCUGUUGGUGCAACUCUUAAUGCAGCUGCUGCAAUCUCCUACUUGGAUAGCCACACGAUGCUUGUCCAUUGUGAUGAACCAGAAUCUCCUUUACCUUUUGCAACAACUAUCAUAUAGGAAAGUCCUCAUCUUCAAUAGAGGGCGUAGUCCCUGAUAGAUCUAGUAGUCUUAAAAUAUGCCCUCCCCAUCUUUAUGUGAAGAGAACCAAUCGAAAGAAGUUAGUGGUAACAUUAUGGGGACUGUGCCUCUUACCUGUGCCAUGAUUAACAGUGAAAGCAACUGCAUUCCUGACUUGAGAACUGAAAUGAUGUUCUCCAGCAAACAAGAUCAGUUAGAAUAGGCCACACUGCAGGCGAUAGCUCAAAGGAAGCAUUGCCAGAUGAUCUUUGAACCCUUAUUUAAGGACAGAGAGAACAAAGCCAUUCCCCAUAGCAGGUACCUUGAAUUGUUAUCAUGCAGCAGCAUAGUAGAGUAUUCCAAGAGCAACUAGGUACAAAACCCAAUCAAUUAAGUUUGAAGUCGCAUGUACGUGAAAUUACACAAGCAACGAAAAGCCCAAUCAACAGCAAUGUUUCAGAAGGAGGUGGUUCCCCGUGAAAAAUUGUUGUCCCUCCUUCGGAUUACCUCCAUAUGGACAGAACCACAAAUCUGGAGCAGAAGAUGCUGUCAUUAAGCCAACACCAAGAAUCCACAGUUUAAGCUCUAUACCCAACUGCAACCCAACUUUUCUAAGCCCUCUCUCCUUCAUCUUUUCUCUAAGAAGAGAAACAUCCAACCAACGAUCUGAUGCAGCAUAAAUGUCAGACAGCAGCACAUAAUUCGCGGCAUUUUGUGGUUCAAGCUCAAAUAGUCUAGUGGCAACUUUCUCACCCAACUCAAGAUUAACAUAAAGCUUACAAGCUCCAAGAAGUGCACCCCAAGCACAUGCAUAAGGCUCUAAAGGGCACGAUACUAGAAGCUGGUAAGCAGCUUCAAGCCGUCCUGCCUUACUCAGAAGAUCAACCAUGCAUGCGUAGUGGUCAGGAGUUGGGACUAAGGAGUACUUAUCCGUGAGAGUAGUGAAAAAAUUCCAACCCUCUUCCACAAGGCCAGCUCGACUACAAGCUGACAAAAUCACUGUAAAGGCAACCUCAUCUGGAACCAACCCCUCAUCUAGCAUCCUAUUGAAUAGUUCAAUUGCUUGAUCACCACGCCCAUCAAUUGAAUAUCCUUUUAUCAUAGAACAAUACGUAAUCAGAUCAUGCUGAGGCAUUCUGUUGAACAAUACUUCUGCUCUAGCCAUGUUCCCGCACCUUGCAUUCAUGCCAAUAAGGGCAGCCAUGACAUGAGCUUGACAAGCAUCAAUCGAGGUUUCGCUCAGGUAGUAAUCAACCGAUUUGGCCAAAUCCAAGCUACCUAUCUGUGCACAAGCUGACAUCAAGCUCACCACGAUGAAUUCAUCAGGUUUAACACCCCCAGACUCCAUUUCUUUAAACAUUUCCAAAGCCUGCUUUGGCAUACCAUUUUGAGCAAAUCCCGAUAUCAAUGCUGACCAUGCCACAAUAUCUUUCUCUGGACAAGAUUCGAACAAUGCCAUUGCAGAAGCCAUAUCUCCGGACUUGGCAUAUCCAUCAAUUAAAACAGUAUAAUCAACCACAUUCUUUCGAGGCAUUUCAUCAAACCACUUUCUCGCACCAACAAUGUCUCCGGUUUUGACCAACCCAAUGAUCAUAGCAGUCCAGGAGACCGAAUUCCUCACUGGCAUUCGGCCAAACACAUUCCUAGCAUUGCCCAUGUCCCCAGCAUUUGCAUACCCAGCAACCAGUGCUGUCCAACACACAACGUUUCUAUCUGGCAUUUCGUCGAACACUUUAGCUGCACUUAUCAUCUCAGUACAUUUACCAUAAAAGUCAAUCAAACCCGAACCCACGAACAUGUCAACUGCGACCCCGUAUCUAAUCGCCGACCCAUGAACAAUUUGACCUUCUCUCAACUUACAUUCACGCGAACACAAGGUCAGGAGGGAAGAGAGAGUGUACUCAUCUGGGGACGCACUAUCACUCUUCUUCAUCCUCGUAUAUAGCAGAAAUGACUCCCUGGAACGGGAAUUCCGAGAAUAACCUUUCAACAGAACGUUGUAGAGCAAGGUGGAAGGAGCGACCACUCUGUUGAAAACCGAGGUCGAGUACGAAAGAGACGCCGACAGUGACGUUAAUAGCUUCAGUAAAUUGGAGAUGGUCCAAUGGUCUUGCUCGAGGCCUCUGCAAAUAAUGUGAGCGUGGAACUGCUGAAGAUGGCAAAGGGUUUUGCAGGAUUGUAUCAGAAGACGGAUUGAAGGCCUGGUAGACAACUUCAACAUUGCCUACAUUCAUCUGCCAAAGAAACCGAAACAAACUCCACCGCGGCGGGGAAGGUAAG